AUGGAGUUAAAUACAUAGUAGUUAUCUGAAAUUAAAUAGGAACUUUAGAAAUUUUCUUCUGUGUCAAUAUUAAAAUCUUACAAAUUAAUUACUUAAAUUUACAAAAGCGAUAUUGAGACUUAAGCCUUAAUUGAUAGUCAGAUAACAAAAAGCAUUGUACGAAUUGGAUAAAAAAAAUAUACAGAAGAUGAUGAAGAAAAAUAUGCUAAGGCUAUUAAAAUAUGUCGUAAAUUAGUGAAAUAAUGGAAAUAAUUAAUUUUAACAAAUGAUCAAGCUGCAACUGAUGAAAUUAAAAAAAAUGAUCAUUUGAAAGAUGUACAAAGAAAUAUCUAAAAAUAAAAAUAAAUACAAAAAGAUGAUGAUGCUAUAAUAAAAAAAAAAGUAAAACAAGAACCAGAAAAAAAAGAGAUUAAACCAAUCUAGCAUAAAAAUGGAAAUUAAAUUAAUGCCAAGUUAUAAAAUAAUAAUAGUUAAAAUGGAAUUGGUGAACCAGUAGAUGAUGAUAAGAGAAAAAAAGCAAUUGAAGGCUUAAAAAAAUAUUUCCUCUCAUCGACAGAUAAUGAAAACGUAGAAUGGUCUAAAACAAUUGAAUAAACAAUUUAUGAUCUUUAUAAAUAAUCUGUAUAGAAUUACAUGGAUAAAGUUAAAUCAGUUGUUAAAUUGAUUGAUAGAAAUGCAGAAUUCAGAUAAAGAUUACUUAAUGGUGAGUAUGAUCUUGUGUCUGAAAUUAAAAAAUUAAAAUGA
This is a messenger RNA of Paramecium sonneborni, 744 nucleotides long. The record is from the annotation of a GenBank genome assembly. Lineage: Eukaryota; Ciliophora; Oligohymenophorea; Peniculida; Parameciidae.